Silurus meridionalis is the source of this 8137-nucleotide messenger RNA. RefSeq names its product Rho guanine nucleotide exchange factor (GEF) 40 (gene arhgef40). The record is from RefSeq and is a predicted model, not a curated record. Lineage: Eukaryota; Metazoa; Chordata; Actinopteri; Siluriformes; Siluridae. Gene Ontology annotation, molecular function: guanyl-nucleotide exchange factor activity.
GGGACAAGCGCUUCUCACAUAGUGCUCUUAAAGUAAGGAAACGAAUCAUUAUGCAAUGAUCAUGUAACAGAUCAUGCAAUGAUCUCGUCCUUGGCAAUUUUUUAACAAAUUCUGACUGACAAGUGGUGAUACGAGCAGUAAAAAAAAAAAAAAAAGAACAAAUCCCAAAUUUUUGGAUAUACUGAUGUUUUGGAUCACAUGGAGAAGAAGGAGAAUAUAACUGCCAUGUAGGCACAAAGAUCAGACAUGGGUUCAGAGGCGGUGGAGGACUGUGUGCAGGGGGCGCUUUCCUCCCUCUAUCCCCCAUUUGAGAGUACAGCACCCCCUCUUCUAUCCCAGGUUUUUUCUGUCUUGGAGUCCACCUAUCAGCAUGAUAGUUUAAGGUAUCUGCUGGAUUUCUUCAUCCCAGCCAAACAUCUUCUGCACAGACUUCAGCAGCAUGCAUGUUCUCAGUAUUUGGGCUGUUUGUUCAUGCACUCGGGUUGGCCCCUGUGUUUGGGGGAGAAGGUGGUGGUCCAGCUGUCCACUCUUGACUGGAGGCUCUUGCGAAGCAACGACUUCUACCUGCAGGUGGUGCCUUUCUCCACACGCUGUCCCCGCCUGGCUCUUAAGUGUCUAGCUCUGGGUGGCCGCAAUGUCCAGGAGGUCCUGGUUCCUGAAUCCCAGCACCCUCUCGUGUUUACAGCGGAGUGGCUGCACUGUGUCAACAAGGAACGCGGCUGCAAGAGAGAAGGUGGAGGUGGUUUAGAUACUUGUCUGGUUACCACUUCUGAUGGAGUGGUACGUAUUCCUUGGGAUGAGGUUGUUUACCCAAAGUUGCUACACAACCCUACUGACCUGGACCAUCCUUCCACACAUGCAUCUCAACUUGACUACCUUUCCUCGAACACGGGGAGUCCGGGCUGGUGCUCCACAUCUGGAGAUCCUGACACAUGGUCCUGGGAUGAAGAGGAUGAUCUUCCUCCAGACAGCAAUGAGGCUGACAUUGACUCUUCUCUUCGCCACCUCAGACAGGCCAGUGAUGGAUGUGGGGAUUAUGUGGAGCUCCUUGAACCUCGCGGAGGUCCCGAUGGGGGCACUGAUUCCAAGCAGCGCUACUUAGAGAUGCAUGGGAUCUGCAAGACCAAAAGUUUGCCUCUGUGCAGGCGAAGCAAGGCAAUUCGGAUUCGGCGGGGUAAGGCCUGGGGGUACGCCAAGACCGAGAUCAGUGGACGAACAGGGAGCUUACGUAGGAGGGACAGCAACAAUAGCGGAAAAAACAUUGGAGCUGCUCUCAAAGAUUCGGUCAACUCUAGACCCCCACCUAAAGUCAUUGAUUUGGUAAGAGGGAAACAGCCAUUCCCUCAGUGCAUUCAGGACAGAGAUGAAGGUAGUGGAGAUGCAGUACUGGAUGAUUGUGACCUUUAUUUAGAUGGUACAUUCAAGGAGAGAAGGCCUGGCGUGGGUGAGGAGAGGAAAGGAGCUGGAAGCACACUACCCUGGGAAGAGCGCCAUAGAGGAAGAGCCAGCAGUAGUGAUCUUAGCUCUAGAAUUAAACAUAUCAAUGAAAUAGACCCUCAUACUAAAGGAAAUUUAGCGGCGGACCAGUCAGAUCAGGAUCAAGGAUUCCACUCAGACUGUGUUUUCGAUGAUGAUAAGUCACUGGCUGAAGGUGAAACAUUGCCUCAUAGAACAGCAGCUGUAAGUAGCGUGUCUGAUUUAAGCAGACAUUGGACUAACGGAUCAAAAGCAAAGCUUAAAACCCAAACAGAUUCAUCUCAAAACAAUGACUCUUCUCACAUUGAUAAAAAAAAAGCAAACAAAAACCCUGGAAACUCUAAGGGCCAGAAAGGAAAAUGUAAUGAACAUAGAAAACCGGAAAAAAAUCUUUCCCAACCAGGUACUGAUAACAUCGCUGGUGAAAGGCAAGUUGGAAAAUUGGAGGAACGUGUGUGCCCCAAGGGAAAGGAUGUCAAAGUGGGAGGAUUUCGAGCACCCAGGAGAAGGAGGAAAGCUAAGGGGGGGAAAGGGAAGGGCAAAUCUGGUGGUCGUAGCAACCCUAAAACCAAGGAAGACCCCAGUACUGCAAAAGGGCAGAAGAAAGCAAGCCAAGAAGUUGAACCAUCUGAUUCACCAGCAAAAAUGCUUCCCUGCAAAGACAACCAUUCAGAUGAGGGUAAAAAUACAGUAAAAGAAUUGGCGAAUGGUCAUGAAGCAGACCCUGCUGAAGGAACUGGAGGAAAACAACCAGAAUGCCAAACAGAAAUCUUAAUAGAUGCAAAGACUCAAUCAGACACUGCUUUACUUGAUCAUUCAUCAAAAGACACAGUGCCAUUACCACCCGCUGACCAGUCAACCGCACCAUCUCUGAAAGCCCCCCUUCUACUUAGAGAUUUGAAUGAAGAUCUGCUCCAGUCCAGAAAGUUCAUACUCACGGGUACUGUGGAUAGACUGGGACGAGGGUUGGUUAUUACAGAAGCACACGUACCUGAGGAGGGUCUUCAUUUAAUUGAUGUUGUUCAGCUGUUAUUCUGUUAUUACACCAUUACCAGACCUGCAGCCAGAGAAAAGGGCUUAACAGUGCUGAUGGACAGUAGGCAGGCUUUUCCUUCUGAGCUUUGCUUCGAUGCAUUGAGGUCAUUCAAGGCUCAGGUACCAGCAGGCCUUGGCUGUGUUCUCAUUCUUAUUGGGGAAGAACAAGAAUACCCACACAACUUGAAUGGGAUAGAGGUACACACAGUAAAAGGAACCGGAGUCCUUCAGCAGUAUGUGGAUAUACAGCAGCUGACCAAAGAGUUGGAUGGAGACUUUGAACACUCACAUAGUGACUGGUUAUCCUUCAGAAUGAGCCUGGAACAGCUGACUGAGCGCUGCAGGAGUGUCAUGUCUCUGUUAGAAGAUGCACUCAUAUCUAUGGGCACAGAACCACUGCCUGACUUUAUUAAGUCUGUACCACUAAGUGUUGAAAAGCACAAGCAGCUGAUGACUGGUGUUCUCUCCGACCAACGGUUGACAGAGCUGCAAAGACGGGGUGGGGCUUGGCUGGCUGGACUGACUAAUGGAACAUCCAGAUUGGCUCACAGGUCCCCAGACUGCAGAGCUGCCUUGGCUGCAACCUCCAGUCUCUAUGACAGCGUCGAUGAUUCACUCCAUCGACUGGUGCGUGUUUCUAAUCAGAGAAGUCAUGACCUGGAAGCACUCAGUAGACUGGCAACUCUUGUGGACAAAAUGGAGAAGUGUGAGAAAGAAAUAGAUCGUGUGCAGGAGCAGCUGGAGGAAUUUAAGGAUCCUCCUCUUUCACUAAGUUGCCUCUCACUCAAACAGCAGAAGUUCAAAAGCUUCAGGGAAUCUGCCAUGGAACUUCACAGCGAGACAUUAGUGGUGCUGGGUGAGGUUGAGAGCUGGUCCGAACUGGAAUGGGGAGGCCAGAUGGCGGUUCUCAAACAAAUUCCAUCGAUCAGGGAGAAAGUGAGAGGAAUGUCUCACUGCCUGUCUGACUGCUGGACCCAACUAGACAACACACAGAGACUACUGUCCACUUUAACUGAGGCUUCUCAGUGGUGCGAUGUGGUCUCUUCGUCCUCUCCCCACUCCCCACCUUCCUCUCCUCUGUCCUUUCUCCCACCUAUCCCUCCAUCCCGUUUCCAAGAUGCACGAGCUUUGGCCCUUGAGCUUGGUGGUGGUGCUCUGUUGGACCUAUGGGCACAGACCCUGGAGCGUUACCAACGCACGCUAGCGCACUUCAAGACCCGCAUGCUUCAGGCUGAACGUGGAAUGCCCACUGCCCAGGGUCAGGAACCCAAUGUGGCCAUGGCACAGGUGCCAAAAUCGUCUGUCUCCAGUACCUCUAGUUUGUGGGAGUUAGAGGGAGAAGGAGAUGGAGAGUGGUGUGGAGGUGGAGGAGGGGAAGGAGGGAUGCAGUCGUGGGGCUCACUGGCCUCACUGUUUCGUCCACAGAACUGCUCAACGCUUAAGAUAGGGGAAGAGAAGAAGAAGGAGGUAGCUGCAGGGUCUGCAGGGGGAGGGAAGUUCCUGCAGAACUUGCUAAACCCCAGCAAGAAAAGUCCCACUGAGGCUCCGCUCCCUCCUAAACCACCUCGAAGACGUCACCCAAGUUUUGACCUCCAAGCCCUGCUCGCACCCCGUCGUUCAGUUGCAGUUGCACCAAAGCCAGCAGAAGCUCCACUUGCUGUAAGCAGCCGCUCAUCUCCCCUGUCGUGGCUGGGGAGAAAAGCCGUAGCUGAACCUAUCCUCACUGCAGGGAUCGCGACAGCUGUACCAGGAUGGAGAGAUGAGAAAGUUGGUGGAGGUGUAGGAGGAGGCGGUGUGUUGAUCAGGGGUGUGGAGGUCAGCAGUAAAGAGGUGGCAGAUCACACAGGGCUCACUAGGCAGCAUGUGUUGCUCGGCCGGACCGAUAGAGAAACAGCAGGGGAGAGGCCUGGCACUACUGCGCAAAGUAAGUUGUAUCUCCAGUGGUGUAGGCUGGUCAAUUCAGAAAGGCAGUAUGUUGCUCUACUGAAGACUGUGGAGGAAACUUUCAUCCCUCUGCUGGGUAGUACUGAUACACCACUAAGUCUGAGAGGAAAAGCUGACUCAAUCUUCUCCAACUGGAGCAGUCUUGCUACUUUUCAUUCCCAGCUACUCCUCCCCGCCAUUGAGGGUGCCCUAUCUCAAACGCUACAGCAAACCGACUGCUUCAGCAAAUAUAGGGAUCAAUUACUGCAGUACUCCCACUACAUCCGUAUGAAACCAGAGCCGGACUCCCUGCUGGUCAGCCAAGCUGCCGACUUCUUCAAGGCAAAGCUGGCCACCUCUUCUGUGCUCUCCACUAUCUCCUUCCCUCAAUGCCUUGCCGCUCCGACUCAAAGGCUACAGUACUACUGCGAGAUCCUUGAGGAACUGGGAGGGGUAAACCCUGGACCCGAUUCUGCCCUUACCAUUAUCAGACAUGCUCAGAGCCAUGGGGAGGACCUGAGGAUAAGCGACCUUAUCACUGGCUGUCCGAUACCUGUGGCAGAACGUGGAGAAUUGGUGCGUCAGGGCGAGCUGUGCGUGUGCCCAGGUGGGCGGAGAAAGAAGACGGGCAUCAGGACGGUGUUCCUCUACCAGCAUUACAUUAUUCUCACCAAACACAAAAUGUCUAGCCAAGGCUGCAGUGCAUACACCUUUAAAAACAGUAUAAAGACAGGAGAGAUGGGUUUGACCCAAAGUGUUGGAGAGGAGGGUCUGAAGUUUGAGGUUUGGGUGAGACAGACAUCUCGCACCAAAUACUGUCUGACUCUCCAGGCCUCGUCUUCGGAGGACAAAGAAGCUUGGACGCAUGACAUCGCUCAGCUCCUGUGGACACACGCCAUCCAUAACACAGAACUGUGUCUGAAGGAAUCUCUGUGUAUGGGAGUGUCCAGUAAGUUGCUGCUGGAUUUGACUGGAGCGCAACCAUCCGAACUGGAGUCAGGUUUCAGCCAUAAUGAGAGGGUUCAGAGUAGCUGUUCAGACUCUUCCUCAGUGGGAAGCCAGAAAGAAGGAGGUUCUCCGUCUAUCGCAAGAGAACCAAAGAAAGACUUGGCACAAACUGGCCAUACACAAAACUCAUCACCAUCGACCUCCGUUUGAAUACCAUCUGAACCACAAAUAAUCUUAGCUCUUCAAUUUGCUGGAUUAGAAAUUCAACUGGACAAAUGUUUAACUAACAGAGACUGGAAGAUGAGUCAGCAACAUUACAGCAUGAUAUGGUAUACUGAAGUAAGCCAUGCUACAUUUCACAGGGCCAUCUUGGCUCUGUCUCUCGCAGUUGCUCUGUAUGCAACUAAUCGCCAGGUACUGGAGCGUGUAGCAGGGUAAUGUGUUUCAGGCUUUCAUGCACUGCUGCCUCCAACUGAUUUGCUGCUUGCCAAGAACGACUUCAAUAUUAUACCAUAAGUUACUGUGUAUUUAUGGCUUUCUUGCUUCCUCAGUAUUGGCUUUAUGGUCUCCAAUUUUAACCAAAGAAUAGUAUAAAUUAUAAACUGUAUGUAUAGGCCUAAUGUUUUUCUGUUAUUUGUAGAUUUGAUGUUACUUGUCAAAUGCUUUAUUAUGAAUUUUUUUUUUUUUUUUAUAGAAACAUCCAAUAUUGGUACUAGCUAAAAAGAGAACGCAAUCCCACUUCAUAGACUGUAAAUUCUCAAAAAAGACGUUACAGAUAGCAUUUUCCGAUCACAUUUUCUGUACCAAUGUGUAAUAGCAACAAUAGAAAGUGUUUAAUUUUAAAUAGUGUUGGACAAGCCUUAUUUGCUCAGUAGUAAUAUCAGUCAAUUGCUGUUGCAGCCAGUAAAUAAGUGAUUUUCAUUUAAUCUUAUACAUAUUCUUUCUCUAGUGGGUAUUUUGUUAUGAAAAAAGUUUUAUUUUAAAAGGGGAAAAAAACAUUUAAACAUGUACAAAUGAAGUAUUAGCUUAAAGGUGUCAAGCUUUUCUUUCAUUACCUGAACAAACCACAUUUAAAACUAAUGAAACUAUGCGAAGUGAUCUAGAGCUAUGGUUCUUCUUGUAAAACCUACCCAAGAGGUCGGUUAUUUAUUUUUUUCAUUUUUAAUUUUGAUACUAUGGGAAAACAUUAAAGUAGCCUUAACAUUUGCAUAUAAAUUGUGCUCUAUUGAAAAUUAGACUCUUCGAAUGUUUCUUUGACUUGAAUUCAAACCCCAUUAAAAAAGUCGUCCUGUAAAUAAUGUCAUAUGCACAGUGUGCUUUUUAUAAAAUAAAUGAAAUCAAAACAUUAUGGAAUAAACCAUGAUGGCUGUACAACAUCAAAAUAUUAUGGUACGCAUUUAGAUAAUUAGCCUUAUAUUAAUAUAGUUGGACUGUACAUGGAGGGUCUCUAUCCCUGGCUGCAAAAUGUGUGAUUCAAGGUAGGCAUAGUGCAAGUGACAUGACUUUUAAUUGACGUGACAAAUAAGAGUGAAUUAACUUGUGUUUUAAAUUUGUUUUCAGAAAUACAGAAAGGCUUUUAAACAAAUUGUUUUUUGCAAACCCUACACCGGAAUUUGUCCAAUAGGUGGUGUUAAUGAGCAACUGCAUUUUGGAAACAAUGUGUCUCCUAUUUUAAGGCCAUAGGGCUAUUUACAGGACAGUGAAUAUUUGCUCAUUUGUGGUGAUGCUGUGCACAUUUUGGAUCAAUAGCACUUUUACAGGCAAAAAAUAUGUGCUAGGAAAUGUUUGUAUAUUGCUCUGAACAACACGAUGUAAAGCUGAAAUUCCCCCCCAUCAUAUAAAGGAGUCUGUUGGAGUAAAACAAACUCUUGAGAGCUGAACAGAUUUCUCCACAUAGCUCUGAUUGUUAUUGUUACUACUUCCAUAUUUAGCUGCAUAUAAAUUCACAUAGCUCCCAUAUGAAUUUACAUAUCCACCACCCUCUCACUCAGUUUCUCCCACUGUGUGAAAAGAGUCGAUUUUUCCUUUGUCUGUUUAUGAGUUGCAUUAUGAUCCAGCUGGCUUUGAUUGUCAUGGCAGCUCCAUCAGCCAAAUCCAAAGAUUGCUUGCAUAAGAGGAAAUGCAAUGAGUUUCUGCUUUAAUCUUUGAGUUAUGUAAUUGGUGCACCCCACCCUCCUAUAUUCUAUUAUAUUCUACUCGACCUUACACAAUCGUAAUCUUGUAUAGACACUGGAUUCCAGAACUCUCCAUAAAGAGUUUGAAUCCCUCUUUGUUUGAGCUGACAUUAACCAAACACUCAUAAUCCAUUUUGGAACAGUCAAGCUCCCAAAAAAAAAAAAACCCUUGAUCUAGAGAAUUAUUAAGUUGUUUUAUAUAAGAGGUGGUAUGAGUGUGCAUGCGAGCUACAUGAGGAAUGAAGCUAAACCCACAGCCAGACUUAAUCCAAAUAUACUUUGCACAGUGGGGAAAUGUGUUCAAUUCAGGGCUUUUAAAGCAGGUCUCUUCAUAACUAUAAAUACCUUGGCAUGAUUCAUCAUUCUCACUGUAAAUACAAGCAUUAACCAAAGAAACAAGGUGCCUUUUGUGAGCUUCUUAUUAUAACUCUUAUUAUAUUGAUGUUUACAAUUUUUUCUGGUAAUGCAAAGCCUCGUAUAAGUUUUAAUGUUUUAAUAAUUGCAUGCUAUAUUGCUGUGUAUUUUGCACUUGAUGAGUGUUAAUUUGUUUUCUUCAAGAAUUAAAACUGGACAUGAACAAG